This is a messenger RNA of Cuscuta campestris, 2546 nucleotides long. The record is from the annotation of a GenBank genome assembly. Lineage: Eukaryota; Viridiplantae; Streptophyta; Magnoliopsida; Solanales; Convolvulaceae.
AAAAUACAAUUCUCAAGCAGUAUUUAUACUCCCUAUUUUGGCAUUUCUACUCAACACCAGCUCUCUAUACUAACUAGCUCCCACUUCAAAAGAGACUAUACAUCUAUGGCCACUAUGGUCCUAAUAAUCCUACAACUCCUUUCCAUAUCAUCCUCCCUCCUUUCGCGUAGCCAAGCCGCCGGAGGGAAUGACACGAACGACGCCACGUUCAACAGAACCCGCCGUGUUUGUCACCCCUGGAGGUUCGAAAAGCUGGGGUUGAACAUCAAAGACUUUGGGUUCUGCAAUGUGUCCCUCGGGUACGAAGUCAGGGUCAAGGAUCUGGUGGACAGAAUGACGCUCGCUGAGAAAGUGGAACAGCUUGGUGACAAUGCCCGCGGUGUUGCUAGGAUCGGGCUACCCAGCUACGAGUGGUGGUCCGAGGCUUUGCAUGGCGUCUCCGACGUGGGGAACACCGACAGGAAGGGCUCUUAUUUCGAUGAGGAUGUGCCUGGUGCCACUAGCUUUCCCAUGGUCAUCACAACUGCAGCUUCUUUUAAUCAAUCCUUGUGGAAAGCCAUUGGCCAGGUUAUAUCAACUGAAGCAAGAGCAAUGCACAAUUUAGGGCACGCUGGGCUAACGUUUUGGAGCCCAAAUAUAAAUGUGGCAAGGGAUCCAAGAUGGGGCAGAAUCUUAGAGACUCCGGGAGAGGACCCAUAUGUUGUAGGGACAUAUGCCUCUAAUUUUGUUAGAGGACUACAAGAUGUGGAAGGCACUGAGAAUUUCUGGGAUUUGAACUCGAGACCUCUUAAAGUUGCUGCUUGUUGCAAGCACUACGCGGCAUACGACGUCGACAAUUGGCUCGGCGUUGACCGCCUACAUUUUGACGCAAGGGUGACAGAGCAAGAUAUGCUGGAAACAUUUCUUAAGCCAUUUGAAAUGUGUGUAAAAGAUGGUGACGUGAGCAGUGUGAUGUGUUCAUACAAUAGGGUCAACGGAAUCCCUACUUGUGCUGAUCCUAAGCUUUUGAAAGGAACAAUCCGAGGAGAAUGGGAUCUUCAUGGAUAUAUAGUUUCAGACUGUGACUCUAUUGAAGUAAUGGUGGACAAUCACAAGUGGCUUGGCGAUGAGCCAGAAGAUGCUGUUUCACAAACUCUCAAAGCAGGCAACCAUAAGUUUGAAGAUCUUGGAAGUCGCGACAUUUGCUCUGAAGAACACGUGGAGCUGGCAACCAGGACGGCCAGAGAAGGAAUUGUUCUUCUCAAGAAUGACAAUCAAACAUUGCCUUUGAAUUCUCACAACAUUAGAACCCUAGCUGUUGUUGGCCCUCAUGCUAAUGCCACAAAAGCCAUGAUUGGCAAUUACGAAGGUGUUCCAUGUAAAUACACAUCACCCAUAUCCGGGUUCUCAAAGUACACUAAAGUGGUGUACGAGAUGGGGUGCGGAGACGUCCAAUGCAAGAACGAGAGUUUGAUAUUCCCGGCGGUCGCGGCGGCAAAGAGGGCAGACGCCGCCGUGGUUGUAGUGGGAAUAGACUUGAGCGUGGAAGCGGAGAGCAAAGACCGGGUGGAUCUUCUCCUCCCAGGCUACCAAACUCAGCUGGUUAACCAAGUAGCCGCCGUCGCCAAGGCCCCCAUCACCCUCGUCAUAAUGUCCGCCGGCGGCAUCGACAUUUCUUUCGCCAAAAAUAAUCCCAAUGUCGGUGCCAUUCUCUGGGCUGGGUAUCCCGGCGAAGAAGGUGGCCGCGCCAUCGCCGAUGUUGUCUUUGGACAUUAUAACCCUGGAGGGAGGCUACCAUUAACAUGGCACGAAGCAAGCUACGUGGAUGCAUUGCCAAUGACAUCAAUGCCACUAAGGCCAAUCCACCACUUGGGCUACCCGGGAAGAACAUACAAGUUCUUCAACGGCUCCACCGUGUACCCCUUCGGCCACGGCCUGAGCUACACCACCUUCAACCACCGCCUCCUCGCCGCCGACCGGAAACUCGCCGUCAAGCUCAACAGGUUCCAGCACUGCCGCCGCCUCAACUACACCUCCGGCUCGCGCCCGCCGCCGUGCCCCGCCGUGUCGAUCGACGACCUGGACUGCGACGGUGGCGGCGUCGCGAAGGUCGGGUUCGAGGUCCGGGUCGAGAACGGCGGGGAGAGGGACGGGAGCGAGGUGGUGAUGGUGUACGCGGUGCCUCCGGCGGAGGUGGCGGGGGCGCCGCUGAAGCGGCUGGUUGGUUUCGAGAAGGUGUUUGUGGAGGCGGGGAGGAGCGGGCGGGUGAAGUUUGAGGUGGACGCUUGCAAGAGCUUUGGGUUGGUUGAUCAUAAGGGUUAUCAUCUCUUGGCUUCGGGUGAGCACAAAAUCGUGAUCGGUCACGGCCCGCUUUCUUUCCCGGUCCGGGUUGAGUUUUUUUAGACUUUGUUUGAAGUCAACUAGCUUUGACAAAUAACUCCAGCCAGUACGUUUUUUUUUUUUUUGUAUAUUUUGAGUGACUAGUAGUCCGUAGUAGUUUUGUUAGAUUUAUUUAUUUGGAAUUCGUAGUGUGAACUUUUGGCUUCCAAUAAAAGCAAAUUAUAUCU